Molecule: messenger RNA, 5278 nt
Organism: Scophthalmus maximus (turbot)
Lineage: Eukaryota; Metazoa; Chordata; Actinopteri; Pleuronectiformes; Scophthalmidae
Gene: fancd2
Product: FA complementation group D2
Exons: 44
Coding region: 179-4570 (1463 amino acids)
Biological process (GO): homologous chromosome pairing at meiosis; mitotic intra-S DNA damage checkpoint signaling; double-strand break repair involved in meiotic recombination
Cellular component (GO): condensed chromosome; nucleus
Molecular function (GO): DNA polymerase binding
Source: RefSeq, a predicted model, not a curated record
CCUGGCUGACGUUGAUGACGCACCAAGCCCUUUGGCGCGGAAGUUUGUUUUGUAACUUGUGUCCGACUGUGGACGAACUGCCGUCGUCUGUUUCUGUACAGUACGUGUCCCGUCGAAUCAGUCUGACGGAUUUGUGACAGCCGACAACAACACCUCCAUAUAACGUCACGUACGCGAGAUGAUGCGCAAAAAACGACGCUCCUCUGUGGAUAAAGGAGAGGGAGCCACUGCGACUACGAAGGCAAAGAAGAGUCGGGGCUCUACUCGCCAGCCCAAAGAAGCAGUGCGAGAAGACACAAAUGAAAGUGUGUUUAGUGUUUUUCUGAGACAGGCCGGUGUCACCCUGAGGCAAGGUUGCACAUCCAAUGAGAUUGCGGUCGAUCAAGUCGUUUUCCAAAAAAGGAUACAGCAACAACUACGGAAGAGUCCCAAGUACCCGGGAGUUGUACAGGAAUUCAUAACGGGAUUAGAGUCUCACAUUGAGGACCCUGAGAGUUUUCGAAAUUGCCUCCUGCCAUGUGUCCCACAAUUGUCAGACGGAGACGCCAGUUCUGUCUCCGGCUCGUUCCAGGAAAGUCUGCUGCGCAUGCUGUUGGGGAUUGAGAUGCUGCAGACUUCCAUCAUUAACACUUUGCUUGAGAAACUUCCUGAAUUUAUGUUGGAUGGCACUGGAGAUGGAGGAAUCAGUGUUCCACACUUAAUUAUUAACCAGCUCAAAUGGCUAGACAGAGUCGUGGACAGCAAGGAGCUGGCAACGAAGCUCAUGGAGCUGGUGUCAGUAGCCCCAGUGGACGUUCAGCAAGACAUCAUCACCAGUCUGCCGGAGAUAUUGGAAGACUCCCAGCACAAUGACAUAGCCAGGGAGCUCAACUCUUUACUCCAGACCAACACUCAGCUGACUGUCCCCAUCCUGGAUGCCCUCUCAAGUCUGAACCUCAGUUCCUCAUUACUGACUGAGGUUCGUGGAGCAGUUAUGUCCACACUGGCUGCUGUGCAGCUGGAAGACCUGCCUGUGGUUGUCAAGUUCAUCCUGCACUCUGUCUCAGCCUUUGAUGCAUAUGAGGUGGUGAAUAGUCUUCGUAAGAAGCUGGAGCUGGAGCAGUGUGUUCUCCCUCCAGUGCUGCAGGCCUCUCAGAGCCGCAUGAGGGGCAAAGGAGCAGCAAUGGCCGCUUCCACACACGCAGCCGGCAGCAGCGUCACAUUGAUAAUGGACGGCAUCAAGUCCGCAGUGAGAUUCCAGAAAAUGAUUUCUGAGGCUUGGCUCAAGGCAAUAGAGUCUGUGGAUGAAGCAGAGAACCAUAAGGUCAUAGAUCUGCUGGUACUCUUCAUCCUCCACUGCACCAAUCCCAACCAGAGCCGACGGGGAGCCGAGAGGAUUCUGAAGUCCAAAGUGAGGACUGGACUGAUCCAGGAGGCUCUGCUGCAAAAGACCUUCAGGGACUAUUCUCAGGUCAUGCGAGGGUAUUUCGCCUCCAUUCUGGCUCUGGCUCAGUGUCUGUUACGCUCCCCUGACCCCUGUGUGGUGCCUUUUGGUGGACACAUGUACCGACUCUCCUUCACUGUGUUUGACCCUUACUGCCAACAGGAGGUGGUGGGCUCUUUAGUGACCCAUGUCUGCAGUGGUGUGGGUGGGGAGGUGGACAUGGCUCUGGAGCUACUCUGUGGUCUGGUGACAGAAAACCCGUCAGAAAUGGCUCUGUAUGCCGUCUUUGUUAAGGGAAUUUUGGACUACAUGGACAACCUCACACCACAGCAGAUCCGCAGACUCUUCCACCUCCUGAGCAGACUGGCCUUUGGGCAACAGCAGCAAGGAUCUCACAUCCAGGAUGACAUGCAUAUUGUUAUCCGUAAACAGCUCUCCAGCACUGUGCCCAAGUACAAGCGUAUCGGCAUCAUUGGUGCCGUCAUGAUUGUCGGCAGCAUGGGGGCCUUUAGGCCUAAAGGGAAGGAGUCAAAGAAUGAGCCGUUACCCCAGGAGACGUUCAGACAGGUGACAGCCCUGCUGGAGCUUGUGAGGUCGAGCAGCGAGAGCUCCCCCGAGGCUGGAGCUCUGUACUACGACGAACUGGCCAAUCUGAUCCUGAGCUCUACCCUGGACCCACAGGUGCAGGAACACAUUGCAAAGAGUGUUCUAGAUGACUUUCAGGAUGGCUUUGUGGUGGAUCUAGGCCUGGAAACCACAUGUUCCAUCCCUUUCCCGGCCCGUGUGAUGUACAACCUGGAAGAGGAAGAUACGCAGGAUGGAAUCGCCAUUAACCUGCUGCCUCUACUGGCCAAAGACAUUCAGAACAAAGGAGAGCAGCAGUGUCAAACCAAGAAGGCACACAAGCGAGUGUCUCCUCUCUGUCUGUCUCCGUUCUUUCGCCUCCUGAGACUUUGUGAGGAGAAGCAGCAUCAGGGAGACCUAGAGGAGAUCGAUGCUCUGCUGGGCUGCCCGCUGAUCCUAACAGACAUGGAGGCAGUAGAGAAAAUGGAGAGCCUGUCCAAAGCUGAGCGGGAGUUCCUCUGUCAUUUACUCUUUCACACCAUCAACUGGUUCAGAGAGGUCAUAAACGCAUUUUGUAGGCAAAAGGAAACUGAGAUGAAGAUGAAAGUGAUGACUCGUCUGCAGAACAUCACCUACCUCCAGACUCUGUUGGAGAGGGCUUUGGCUGGAACAGCUGGCUAUGUUCCGCCUGUUGCUAACUUUGAUGGAGAAAGCUCAGAUGGAGCCACAUUAAGUUCCACUGCUCCUGUGAAUAAGGCAAAGAAAGAUGGCUCAGGAAAGAAGAGAAAGACCCCUGGUAAGGCUUCCUCCGAAAGCAGCUCUCAACUUGAGGAGAUGACUGAAGCAGAUGAAACUCAGCAGGAUCAGCCAGAGAAGGAGAAGGAGAAGGAGAAGGAAAAGGAAAAGGAAAAGGAAAAGGAAAAGGAGAAAGAGAUCUGGCAUGGAGUCAGUCUGGUGUCAUACAGACAGUUUUUCCGGGAGCUGGACAUGGAGGUGCUCAGUGUGCUGCAGUGCGGCCUGCUGUCUCGCUCACUGUUGGACUCUGAGCUCCACACCAAAGAGAAAGAGGAGGUCCUGCUGGGUCCUGCUGAGCUGGUCUUCCUGCUGGAGGAUAUGCUUCGCAAACUGGAGUUCAGUCUCACCUCUGCCCCUGUCAAGAGAGCCCCUUUCCUCAAGGUAAGGACGGAUAAAAGUGUGGGCUUCUCCCACCUACAGCAGAGGAGCUCCAAGGAUAUUGCUGCCUGCUGUGUCCAGCUGUUGCCGGCCCUCUGCUCACACUUGGAGAACUGUCACAACCAUUUUCAGACGCUGCUGUCUGAGAACGACGGCGUUGUAGAUGGACCUGCGACUGAUGUGCAGGAGCAACACUUGAUGUCGACUUGCUACCAGCUGCUCCUGCAGGUCCUGAACACCACCUUCAGCUGGUCUGGAUUCAAUCUGCCCGGUCAGCGGAGCUUACUGAAGAAAGCCCUGGGAGUUUUGGCUGAACGACUCAACGGACAUUCCGAGUUGACCCUGGAGCAGCUUGUAAAACACAGCUUCGAGUACCUGCUGAACUUCGGCAGCACCAUGCCUAGUCUCAGCACAGCGCUGUGUCUCUCUCAGCUUCUGUCCACUGUGUCGGAGAAGGGAGGGAACCCUUCGACCUACAGAGAGCAGACCGCUUCCCUAGCAAAGCGUUUCCUGAGCCAGGACUGGUUGACGGCCAGAGGAGAGAAGGAGCGUGGGAACAAAUUCAAUGAAGCUCUUCACACUCUUCUGAGCAUCUACCUAGAAAAUGUUGAUGAUGUUCUGAAGGCAGUGGAGGAAAUAGCUGGAGAAAGAAUCCCUGAGCUCCUCAAUGCAGCGAAAGAUGAGAGCUCUGCAUCAUGGCCCACUCUCAGCAGGCAAACAUUCCUGGUGUUCUAUAAAGUGAUGAUGGCAGAGCUGGAGAAAGCCGUUAGGAAAAUUCCUGCAAGCAAAAUCAGUGACAACGUUGAGGCUCAGAAUGAGAAGCUGCUGACAUGGAACCUGGCUGUCAGAGACUUUCACAUACUGGUCAACUUUGUUAAGGUGUUUGAUUCCAGGCCAGUGCUCAAUGUGUGCCUCAAGUAUGGUCGCCUUUUCCUGGAGUCUUUCCUGAAGUUGGGAAUGCCGCUACUGGACUUCAGUUUCAAAAGGCACAAGGAGGAUGUCCAGAAUCUACUGAAAACCAUCCAGCUCAGCACCAGGCAGCUCCAUCACAUGUGUGGACAUUCUAAGAUCAACCAGGACACAAGCCUGACCAACCACGUGCCGGCCCUGAAGAAGAGCCUGGAGUUGUUUGUGUACAGAGUGAAGGCCACGCUCACACUCAACAACUGUCAGGAGGCAUUCUGGAUUGGCAACCUGAAGAACCGCAACCUGAGGGGUGAAGAGAUUCUUUCUCAGAGGACAGAAGGAAGUGAUGAUGAUGAAGAUGAUGAGGAGCAGGAGGAGCGACAUCCAGUGCUGCCCCAGGAAGAGUCCGAAGAUGAGGCCCAAGAAAGUGACGCUGAGGAACGUGAGAAGAUUAAAGGAAAGGAAAAUGUGGAUGAAGGUGAUCUCACAGAUGACUCAGAGUAACACUUAACAGCACAUGUAAAUAAUAGGACUUUAAUUUUACACGCAUGCAUCUGCAUCAAAAUCCCAUUCGUGGAUCAGCUUUUGAAGUUAUGAAUGUCUGUCUUAUUGGCUCCAUUGAAAACUGCUGUGCAUUGGGCAGUGUGCGGGUAUAUGAUUAUAUAUUACCAAUAUAUUACAGAUAUAGUUGUAUUAUCAAGAAUGUGGCAACAACACUGCAAAUUCAUGAGAUGCAUAAAUGUACUUCCACGUGUUUAUUUCUCUGUCGAAGAUAAAUUGUGCCCAUUAAGUAGGUGUUUUCCCUGUUUUCAGACAAAAUAAAAUAUGUAUUGUUCAGAGAUAAUGUUGGUUCGAGUUGUAAUCCGGUAGUAACCAUAUUUCAUACAAUUAAUAAAUAGUCAUUGUGUAUCCCAGGUCUUGUGUGUGAUAAACGGGGAGGCUUUUCCUUUUCUUAUUGGGUUAUUACAAAAAGUAAUGUGUGAUAUAAACUGUAUACUUGUACAUGUACUGUUGGAGCACUGGUCCUGGGGCCUCAGUUGUAAACAUGUUAGAGCAGGAUGUGAAAGAUGACUUAACCUACACAACAUUUAGGAUUUAUAAAAACAAGCCUUAUUGUAAAACAGACAUUCUGCUUUGAAAUACAUCUUCGGCAGCCAGUAAACUCCCAACUGAUGUGAAAGCAGGGGUGUUUGAGUAAAAUGUUUGACAUGA